AUGAAAUUUCAUACUGCCAUUCAUUCAUGGGCCGUUGUAAAUAGCAGAAUCCGAUCCCUGGCCGGCUUCAAAUUUUCUCUCUUGGAAACAGUAUAAAUAAUAAAUAAACACUCAAACUUAAAACGAGCAUUCGUGGGUCAUAUAAAUGAUUUUCCUACUAGAAUCGAUCCCAAGGCAUGUCAUGUACCGCGGGGUUGGUACGGUGACCCAUAUCGCUCGGCUAAAAUAAUCGGAAACAAAAACCAAAACCGCCUAGAGUUUGACUGUAUUUCAGAUAUACGAUGGAUUUCGAUGCUAUUUUGGAAGAUGUUGGCACCUUCGGACGGUACCAGAAAAUGGUGAUAUACCUGAUCCUGCUACCAGCUGUGAUUCCGUGCGGCUUUCAUGCGUAUGCACAACUCUUUAUGGCCGCCCACGUCGAUCACUGGUGCAGGGUCCCUGAAUUAGACUUUAUAUCGGAUCUCUAUAUAGCUAAGAAUUUGAGUAUACCCAUGGAAUUGAAGAAUGGUGAGCUUAAAUAUUCAGAGUGUACAAUGUAUAAGCUGAACUAUAGCAAAAUAGCAAAGACUUAUGAGAGUCUUGAUUACUUUAACCUGAAGGAGACUUCUCCGGAAAUCGUGCCUUGUACCAGUGGAUGGACUUAUGACAAGACCGUGUAUAAGAACACUGUUGUAACAGAGUGGGACCUCGUCUGCGACAGGGACUUCUUCCCAACAUUGGGGCUGGUCCUCUUAGCAGUCGGGGGGAUCAUUGGCAACUACAUCUUCGGCUACCUGCAAGACACCCUCGGAAGGAAACCAUCGUUCUUCAUAUACCUUCUUAUAGAAUGUGUAUUUGGAGUGGCUACGGCUUUCGCUCAGAAUUAUGUCAUUUGGAGUAUUUACAGGACUGGUGUAGGGUUUACUGUGCCGGCGAUUAUGACAACGCCUUACGUGUUAGCUAUAGAAAUGGUAGGUCCUCGAUGCAGAACUCUAUGCACGAUACUCUCUAACAUCGCUUACUCCACGGGCCUUAUCCUGCUGGCCGGCGUGGUGUAUCUGGUGAGGGACUGGCGCCACCUGGCCUUGGCCACCACCCUGCCCUUCCUCUGCUUCUUCCUGUACCUGUGGCCGAUGCCAGAAAGUCCUCGGUGGCUACUUGCUCGAGGAGAGUUCGAGAAAGCUGAAGUCAUCUUGAGGAAUAUGGCUAGGAUAAACGGCAAAUCCUUACCAGCAAACUAUAUGGUGCAAUUACAUCGCAAAUAUGAAACGAACAAACUAAACAAAGAUCUCGAGAAGGCUAAAACAAGAAAGUACGGGAUUCUGGAUCUGUUUAGAACUCCUAAUUUGAGAAAGAAAACCAUUAUUAUAACUUUUAUAUGGUUCACGAACACUAGUGUCUACGUUGGCCUAUCGUAUUACGCCCCCGUUUUGGGUGGCGAUGAGUUUCUGAACUUCUUUUUGGCUGGGAUCGUGGAACUGCCGACUUAUCUGUUUCUUUGGCCCUCAAUGGAGAGGCUUGGGAGACGGUGGACAUUGUGCAUGAGCAUGGUGGUAGGCGGAAUUGCAUGCUUGACCACGUUCUUGGUGCAGCACGAGACGUAUGUAACGCUGGCGCUGUACUGUGUGGGCAAGAUGGGGAUAUCGUCUUCCUUCGUAGUUUUGCCACUCAUGGCUUCAGAACUGUACCCCACCGUGGUGCGAGGUCUCGGAAUGAGUCUGAGCUCCGUAUUGGGGAUGUUAGGACCUAUUUUCAUUCCCCUUGUUAACUACUUGGGAUCGGACAUAAUGGUACUUCCAUUAAUAAUAAUGGGUGCAUUGCUAGUAGCAGGAGGGAUAGCCAGUUUAUUACUGCCAGAGACAUUAAACCAGCACCUUCCUCAGACCUUGGAGGAUGGCGAGAAAAUGGGACUCGAUACAGACUUCUGCUGUAAUCCUCCUGUGAGAGAAUCAAAACAAGAAGUGAAAGAAAUAAAUUUAGAACUUAAUAAUUGUAACGCGUGUAGUGCUUUGUGUUCCUGUCAAAUGGUUAAUGUAUCUCUUGCAGAUAAUAUCGCUACUGUAAUUGAUAAAGAAAAUGAAAAAGUAGAUUUUUUAAUUGUUAAGUAAUGCUAAGUGGAUUGUUAUAAGAUUUUAUGUUAGUUUUACGAUGUUAUUAAGUAAAACCUUGUUGAGAAUUUUAUUAUUUAUGACUUGUGUCUUUAAGUUAUGUUAAGGUCUACGGGAACAAAGUUGGUGAAGACGAUAAUAAUAAAUAAAUAAAAAUAACUUUAAUUGCACCUUACAGUAAUUUGACAAUAGGUUUACAGUAAAAUAGCAGAUAACGAUACGAUAACUCCAUUCUCGACAGAGCUCUUCG
Molecule: messenger RNA, 2337 nt
Organism: Trichoplusia ni (cabbage looper)
Lineage: Eukaryota; Metazoa; Arthropoda; Insecta; Lepidoptera; Noctuidae
Product: carcinine transporter-like
Exons: 7
Coding region: 282-2087 (601 amino acids)
Biological process (GO): transmembrane transport
Cellular component (GO): membrane
Molecular function (GO): transmembrane transporter activity
Source: RefSeq, a predicted model, not a curated record